CAACCCCAACUAGAACUAUGCGGAGCUGUCAGUGUCCCGCAAUUCAAGCUAUAUUGCAGGCUACGGCAGUAUAGAGCAAUAUUCCGUACCAGUGGAUCCCAAUACCCAAUACAUAGUACAACCAUAUCGAAUUGAAGAUGCCAACAUCGACUAUUACACAUUUCCAGUGACAAGUUGUUAUUCACAAUAUUUUGUCAAGAGCACCACAGACACUAGAACUAGAGCAAGGAAAUCUUUGAUAAAUACAGAAUGGGUGCAAUCGACGUCCUGAGGGCCGCCGAUGAGGCACCUCCGCAGCCAGUGUUGGUGCAGGCACUGCAGGAAGAGCUCGUCACGAUCAACAUCUCCGACACGGCAAAACCACAACUGACAGCAACUGAAACUGAAACCCAAGGCAACAAAAAGGUGGAAAGCUACCCCGAGGCAAAAAUAUCCCUGGUCGACAGAUUCAUCGACGAGCCGAGGGCGCUGAGGGUGGCAGUGAUCGGGGGUGGUCUCACGGGCAUCCUGGCAGGGAUACUGCUACCGGCCAAGGUCCCCAACAUCCAGCUCACCAUCUACGAAAAGAACAAGGACUUUGGCGGCACCUGGCUCGAAAACGUCUACCCGGGCGUGCGAUGCGACAUACCCUCGCACGUCUACCAGGCCACCUUCUCCCCCAAGACGGACUGGUCGGACGAGUUCGCCCCGGGCGCCGAGAUCAGGGACUACUGGCAGGCCCAGGCGCGCAAGUACGACGUGCACCGCUUCGCCAGGUUCGGCCGCCGGGUCGAGGACGCCUCGUGGGACGCCGCCGAGGCGGUCUGGCGCAUUACCCUGCGCGACGAGGACACGGGGGAGCAGCUGGUCGAGGUGGCAGACUUUGUGCUGACGGCCACCGGCCGCUUCAACGCCUGGAAGCUGCCGGAUUACCCGGGAAUAGGGGACUACAAGGGGCUGCUGCGGCACGCCUCCAACUGGGAUCCGUCGUUCGACCCGGCCGGGAAGAAGGUGGCCGUGAUUGGCAACGGUGCAAGCGGGAUCCAGCUGGUGGCGAACCUCCAAAAGACGGUGGGGAGGCUCGACCACUACGCCCGCAACAAGACCUGGAUCGCCACGUCCUGGGCCGGCGACGAGCGCACCAUGGAGCCGCAGCCAUACCCACAGCACCUCAAAGACUCGUUUGAGCGGGACCCCGAGGCCUACCUCCAGUUCCGCAAGGCACUCGAGCAAAAGUACUGGCGGGGCUUCAGCGCCUUCUUCAGGGGCUCCGAGGCGAGCACGGAGCUGCGCGCGCAGUUCGUCGAGGUGAUGCGGCGCCGCUUGGCCGCCAAGCCCGAGCUCCUCCGACACCUCAUCCCGGACUUUUCGCCAAACUGCCGCCGCCUGACCCCGGGCCCGGGCUACCUCGAGGCCAUCUCGUCCGACAACGUCGAGUACAUCCGCACGCCGAUCCGCCGCUUCACCGCGACGGGCAUCGAGGACGCGGACGGCCGGCUGCGCGAGGUGGACGCCGUGGUGUGCGCCACGGGCGCCAACGUCGACCACGUGCCGGCCUUUGGCGUGCGCGCGCACGGCCGCGACCUGCGGGAGGUGUGGGGCGGCGACGGCCACGGCUUCCCCUACACGUACCUGGGCGUGGCGACGCCGGGGUUCCCGAACCUGCUCUUCGUUGGCGGGCCGCACGGGACGGGCCCGUCGGGCACGGUGCCGCACGCGGCCGAGGUGCAGCUGACGUACGCGGCCAAGGUGCUGCGCAAGGCGGCGCGGGAGGGCGUGCGGAGCAUGGCGCCCACCACGCGGGCCGCCGACGACUUUGUCGAGUACAGCGACGCCCUGUUCGCCACCACGGUCCUGACCGACCGCUGCAGCUCGUGGUACAACGGCGGCAGGGCCGGCGGGCGCGUCCACGGCGUGUGGCCGGGGAGUGCGGGCCACGUCACGGCCGUGCGGAGGGAGCCGAGGUGGGAGGAUUGGGAGUAUGAGUAUCUGGACGGCGAGGGCGGCGUCUCGGCGAAUAGGUUCGCUUGGUAUUUUGGAAAUGGGUGGACGAAAAAGGAGGCGGACCCGGGGUCCGACAUGACUUCGUACCUACGGGUGCCUGACGAGAUUGAUCUACGGGAUUAUCACGAGUCUUGGUGGAGUUUGCCAUAGGCGACUUUUUUGCACAAUGGAAUUUCUUGUUGUCAUUCUCAG
Molecule: messenger RNA, 2175 nt
Organism: Pyricularia oryzae 70-15
Lineage: Eukaryota; Fungi; Ascomycota; Sordariomycetes; Magnaporthales; Pyriculariaceae
Exons: 1
Coding region: 250-2133 (627 amino acids)
Molecular function (GO): N,N-dimethylaniline monooxygenase activity; NADP binding; flavin adenine dinucleotide binding
Source: RefSeq, a predicted model, not a curated record